Molecule: messenger RNA, 1254 nt
Organism: Phanerochaete carnosa HHB-10118-sp
Lineage: Eukaryota; Fungi; Basidiomycota; Agaricomycetes; Polyporales; Phanerochaetaceae
Exons: 6
Coding region: 86-1114 (342 amino acids)
Source: RefSeq, a predicted model, not a curated record
CUCAUCCCGUUGCUCUCCCCCAGCCUCCGACGCCCGACGCCCUGCACCUUCACGAACUCUUGGUCAUACCCACAUUUCGCUCAAGAUGUUGCACAUGUCGACCAGCGCUCCUUCAAUCAUUGACUCUGCUCAUCGUGACGCUGCGCAUUUCGUUCCUCGCAUCGACCUGAAGAGCAUCAGUGAAGCUGACGCCAGAAAGCUCAUGUCUGUUGAACACAAGGCCCUUGGUUACCGUCCGCCGCCGGGCUCGCUCGCCGCGGAAGCGCAGGCGGAAGCUGCCAAACACCCCCAGACCGCCACACAAAUCAAUGAAGAACGGCUACGGCUAGCGGCUCUUGCAGAUGCUCAAAGGAUUAAGAAAGAGAGGGUACAGGACGGAGUAGACCUGAAUGCUAUCAGCCAAGUUCAAGCUCGGAAGCUCAUGCCGGAGGAACACAAGUCCCUGGGACACCUCCCACCACCUGGCUCUGUCGCCGCACAGGUCCAAUCCGCCGCGUCGAAGCACCCGCAGAUCGUUGCGCAGACUCAGCCCACGACACAGCACCUCCAGCGCGCUGCACUCGAAGACGCAGCCCUCCUCGAGCCUUCAAGUGCUGCCGCACACAUCGACCUGAACUUCAUCGGCGAAGCGGAAGCGCGCAAGCUCAUGUCCGAGGAGCACAAGGCGCUCGGAUACCGCCCGCCCCAGGGCUCUCUUGCCGCGGCUGCGCAGGCGGCGGCCGCCAAGCAUCCCAACGCGAGUGCAGGUCUCGAUUCCACGAUACUUGCGAAGGCAGCCCUCGAGGACGCCAAGAAGAUCGAGUAUCAGCGCCUUGCGAGCCAAUCCCCGACGUCCGAGGUUAAUCUCGAGACCAUCACUACCGACGAGGCGCAUACUUUGCAGUCCGAGGAGCAGAAGACCCUCGAUUACCGCCCACCCGCUGAUUCCCUUGCCGCGCGCGUCCAGAGCGCCAUCAACAGUAGCGCGAACGAGCCCAUCACGGGGGAUGCUGCGUCCACGACCCAGUCCGAGGAGCUCCCUGAGUCAGGCAUCAUGGCCGCUGCUACGCAGAGCGCAGCAGGCGAGAACAAGAACGGCGGCGGCGCACGUACGUUCGACGAGGCUGGCCUCUAGACGCAAGCUUGACACAGAUUUUUGGCACGCGAUCAUCAUCCAAGUGUAACAUUACUAUUGCUCGCUUUUAGCAGUAUACACCGGGAAUCGACUGUAGAACGUAUUUGUACCAUGCUCUCAAUGAAACUCGAGUUUUUCCG